This is a messenger RNA of Penicillium paradoxum, 714 nucleotides long. Its product is annotated as presequence translocated-associated motor subunit PAM17. The record is from RefSeq and is a predicted model, not a curated record. Lineage: Eukaryota; Fungi; Ascomycota; Eurotiomycetes; Eurotiales; Aspergillaceae. Bases 1 to 714 code for a protein of 237 amino acids. Gene Ontology annotation, cellular component: PAM complex, Tim23 associated import motor. Gene Ontology annotation, biological process: protein import into mitochondrial matrix. The transcript has 2 exons.
AUGCACGCCAAUUCCCUCACCAUGUCUUUCCGCACAACCAUGGCCCUCGGCCGACUAAACCCUGCCGCGCCUUCCCUCGCCGGCGCUCUCCGUCCGCUCCACCAGACCACCCAAUUCACACGCCUUAGCUCGACGACAGCUCGCCCAGCCGCCGCAACAUUGAAGCUGGACUCUCGCCCACACGCCAAGGCUGCGUCGCCAUCUUCCAUUGCCGUGCGCGCAAACUCAACCUCCGCGCCAGCUAACCAGGAAGUCAAGCUCGACUGGAACUCUUUCUUCAAGCUCCGCGCUUCCCGCCGCCGAUACUCCCUCGUCUCCUCGGUUGUUAGCUCUCUUGCCAGCACCACCAUUGGUGUGCAGGUCCUGUCUACCCAGGACCUCGAGCACCUUGGCGCAUCGGUGAUGGGCUUGGAUCCGUUUAUUGUUCUUGGAUUGGCCACUGCCGCGUGCGGUGCUGUUGGAUGGCUCGUUGGACCCGCCCUCGGCAACGGCAUUUGGGGACUUGUGUACAGAAAGUACAAGCCCUCUGUCAACACGAAAGAGAAGGAAUUCUUCGAUCGCAUUCGUCGUUUCCGUGUUGAUCCCUCCACCAACUCGAUCUCCAACCCCGUGCCCGAUUACUAUGGCGAGAAGAUUGGUAGUGUGCAGGGCUACCGCAGCUGGUUGAAGGACCAGCGGGCUUACAACCGCAAGCGCCGCAACUUCAUUGCGUGA